GCCGAACUCACAUUUUCUUGACUGCAAUGCAACGCGUGUCGCGAUAUUCGUAGUUUUUCAACAAUUUAACAUAAAAAUCAUUCCAACACGGUUUUAAAUAUUUUCUGAAAAUCAAUCCCGUUGCCACAUCAGACCCGAGACGAUGAAUGACUCAUUCCUCGAAGAUCUAGGACUAGUGGAACAGAAGGCAGGAUCUGCGGUUCGUGAUGCAGAACGAUACAUAACAACUCGCCAUUCGGAAUCACCAAAGGUGGAUUUCAGUAUCGACUUUGAGCGAGAAGUAAUGAGAAAACAGGGUAAAAAAUUAGGAUCUCCAGGGGUUGGAAAAAAGGCAGUGGCCUCCGCGGAUCACCCAGAGCCCCAGCAGUCACCAGGAAAACGCCAUAGCGAACCAAAGCCCAAGCCACUCACAAAAGAUAUGAAGACCUCAUCAUCGAGGACAAAGCAUACUGAAAAGAAGGUGAAAAUUGUGGAGAAGAUAAAACCCAUGGAGAAUCUCGAUAAACUGGAGGACCUGAAAACGAUCCAGGGGUUCAAGUCCAGGGGGAAACGUGUGAGUGGCUCCAGGGAGAGUAGCAGGUUGUCCGACGGCUCAUCCAAGGAAAACAGUCGACCUUCAGACUCCUCUGGGGACAGUGUCCAGGCGGAAAUCCUAAGGGAACGGCACAGGGGCGCUGAUAGCAACGUCAAAAGGCCAGAGCCUGGUGAUAAUGCCUCUCUGACGAUGCUCAAUGCAAUCAAGGAGAUCGUCAGCACUUACACAAAGCUCGAAGGCCAGAAGGUGAUGAGGAUGAUGCAAGACCUCUACGUUAACUCUCAAUCCAACAUGAUUAAACAGCUGAUGCUCGUCACUGACGAUCUCAAAGACCUCAAUCUCAGUGAGGGCUCGCCCAGGUUCCAAGCACUUGUUAAGGAGAAUCAUCAGUUGCUGGAAAGUGUUGCUUUCCUCAGGAGUCGCGUCGACGAACUCCAAAAGGAAGCCGAGGAAUUUGACAAGUUAAAGCAGGAGAACUUCAUCCUCAGGGGAAAAAUUCGAGAACUUGAGCAGAAGUAAGUGGUUAGGAGUUUUGUACUUUUUUG
This is a messenger RNA of Fopius arisanus, 1080 nucleotides long. RefSeq lists its product as uncharacterized. The transcript has 2 exons. The record is from RefSeq and is a predicted model, not a curated record. Bases 143 to 1054 code for a protein of 303 amino acids. Lineage: Eukaryota; Metazoa; Arthropoda; Insecta; Hymenoptera; Braconidae.